AUGAACCAGUUUCACCAAGUCCAGAAUGACGUGGUCCAGCAGGUUCGUGGGCUGGUCCAACAGGCGAACAAGGCCCAAUCCACUUCCGAUCUCCACCGGCAGGCCACCCGAGACUUUGAGUCUGCUGUCUCUGCUUGGCGCUCAGCUUUUUGCCGACUCGUCAAAUUCCAGCUCGAUUUCAUCCGAUCCCUCCAUGCCUGGUACAGACUUACACUCAUCCCCAUCAAUAACGAACAACAACAACAAAGCAAGAACAAUAAUAAUAAAGACCCGAUUUCGAACUCGACAGAAGAUAUUAAAAUCAAGAAAAGGACCGAAAGUUCGUCCAAGGAGCUCGAGAAGAAAGCAUCUUCUUUGAGGAGUAUUGAGAAGAAAUACUAUCAUUCGUACUCUAUGGCGGGGAUUGGGCUUUCGGAUGAUGGUCCCAAUGGUUGGGCGGGCCUGGAUGCUCGAGACCCACUGGCAGAUAAGAAGGCUGAGCUGGCGGUGUGUCAAAGGCGAGUGGAGGAUGAAUUGCAGAGGCAUGCGAAGGCAGUUGAAAUUUUCAAAUAUCUGAAAGAGAUUCAGAAAAAUGACCCCGCUUUCCGCGUGGGUUUAAACAAUGAAACUGGCCAGACUAUUAUAUCUGGCAUGGGAGAAGCCCAUUUGGAUGGAUAUGUGGAGCGCAUGCGGCGGGAGUAUAAGGUUGACGGAAUUGGACAACCACACGUAAUCUUCCGAGAAAAAAUUACUAAGCAUGUUCAGUUCAACUAUGAACACAAGAAGCAGAGUCAAUAUGGAAGGGUUAUUGGGUAUAUGGAACCACUCGACCUGGGCUCCCUAACUAAGUUUGAAUUCUCGAACAUGCUUGUCAGACAAGCCAUACCUUCUAAUUUUAUGCCAGCAAUUGAAAAAGGUUUUAAAGAGGCUGCCAACUCGGGUUCUCUUAUUGGGCACCCUGUGGAAAAUAUCCGUAUUGUCUUGACAGAUGGUGCAGCGGAUAGUGUGGAUUCGAGUGAACAUGCUUUUAAAUUAACGGCCAUUAAUGCUUUCAGAGAGUGCUAUAAAUCAGCACAACCUAUUAUAUUCGAGCCUGUUGUGUUUGUCGAGUUGGAAUUCCCUACUAAAUUUCUGAGCAUUAUGAAGGACCAUAUUAUCAAGAUGAAAGGCACGAUUAUCGAGGAAGAGCUGAAGUCACGUAAAUGUUUGAUUCUUGCAAAGGUCUCUCUCAACCAUAUGUGUUGCUAUUCUACUGCCCUCCGGUCAAUGAUUGAGGGCAAAUGUAAGGUAAGCAUGGAUUAUGAAGAGCACUCACAAGUUUCUGAGGACGUGUUGCGACAGUUGGUGAAUGCCUACAAGGCAACCUAA
This is a messenger RNA of Striga asiatica, 1347 nucleotides long. NCBI's taxonomy places the organism in Eukaryota, Viridiplantae, Streptophyta, Magnoliopsida, Lamiales, Orobanchaceae. The record is from the annotation of a GenBank genome assembly.